UGCGGCUAGAAAAUUCCAUUUUUAUAGACCGUCCUUACCAUCUAUAUAUAUAAACAACCAUUUUCCUCCCGCCAUCCUCUUGAACAGCGGCUUCAACGGAAUUUCCCAAUCUUUUCCUUUAUUUUUUCGAAUUAAAAUUAUGCUUCGUUACUGCUUAAGAUCUCGUCGGCGUUGCUAUCUUCAUUAUACGCGACGGUUUUCCUCCUUUUCUCCCAACUCCGUUGAAUCCCCUAACAAUCUCAAAAACCGGCAACCCGUCCCUUCCCAAUCACCGCCGCCGCAAAAUUUUCAAACUCAGCUUUCAACUCGCCCUUCUGCAACGGUUUCUCUUUCUCGAAAUUCCGUUUUGGCCCUCUCCGCCACUCUCCUCUCCGCUAUCGUUGCUUCCGUCGCUGUUUUAUCUGCCAAUAAAGGCAAUGAAGCCUCCGGCGGUAACGGUAACCCUAGCCCUAGGAGAAGUCCUCUUUACGACUCAAUCGAGCACACGAUGCAAAAAUCGAACGAGUCCUUCAGGAGGAUCGUCCACCAAGCCAAACAAACCAGCGUUGCCGCCUCUGUUUUGUGGCAAUCGUUGAGGUCGGUGAUGUCAUCCGCAAACCACGAAGUUCGGGCUGGGUUCGAGCUACGCGUGGCGUCUUUGCUUGCGGACAUUGCCGCUGCCAAUGCGAGCCGCAGAGCGGCGAUUGUGAACGCUAGUGGCGGCGCGGUAGUUGAUUGGCUCCUGGAGACGGUAGCAGUGGGCAAAGCAGAUGUUUGCGGCAGUCAGGCUGAGGCGGCGAGGGCAUUGGCUUACUUAAUUGCGGAUCCCGACGUGCGCAAAGACGUGCUUGGAAGACCAGGCGCCGUUUCCUAUCUGUUGAGGUUCAUUUUUUCAUGUCAACCUCAAAAUAAAUCUAAAAGGCAUUCGGGUCGUAGUUCAUUCGAUAUUUCUGAUUCUUUGAAAGGUAGAAGUAUGCUUGUGGCUGCUAUAAUGGAUAUUGUUACAUCCAAUUGUGAGUGUGUAGAAAAGGAAUCUUUUAAGCCUUGGCUACCGGGAAAUGCAGAAAUGAGAGAUAUUGCUGCAGCUGUUCAAGUUAUUGAAGAAGGUGACAUGCAUUUAGACGAGGGAGAGAGAAAUGAUGAUGAUGAUGAUGGUGGAAGAGGGAUGAAAGGGAUUGGAAUUAAAAUUCUUGAAGGGACGACUGCUAUAGGGCUGUCGAGAACAUCUGAGCAUAUGACAUUAGAUCAUUCAAAUGAUACCCCUUCAGAAUUAGAUAGGGAUACUCCGAGAACACUUGCAUUGAUGAAUAAGCAUGGUAGUUCAGUGGAACAAGCCAAUUUGUCAGCUGCUGUUGUUCCUGGUCUUUGGGAUGAUUUGCAUUCUCAGCAUGUUGCUGUGCCUUUCGCUGCGUGGGCAUUAGCCAACUGGGCAAUGGCGUCGGAGAUCAAUAGGUCUCAUAUUGAAGAAUUGGAUCGAGACGGAGAGGCUGUCAUGUGUGCUUUACUAGCACCUGAGAGAUCUGUGAAAUGGCAUGGUAGCUUGGUGGCUCGGUUGCUAUUGGAAGAUCAUAAUCUUCCCUUAAAUGACUCUGUCUCUGAUUGGGCAUCCAGUCUUCUUUCUACUGCUUCACAUGCAAGCAAAAAUGAAGACAUUUCCUUAUCUCAAAUGGCUUUAUCGGCUUUUAUAGUUGCUGUUGAGAGGAGCCACCAAGCUCGGAGGACUGUAAUGGAGAAGGGUCUUGAACUGAUGAGGGUAACUGCAAAGAUAACAUCAAAGCAUCAGCAGGUUCAAGAAGCUCUUGCAAAAGCUUUGGAAUUGCUCUCAACUGAGGACUCGCAUUUAUCUAUUGAAGAAAGUCAAAAGUGGUCUGGUAUUCUGCUUUCUUGGGUUUUUGGAAAAUCUUCCUCCAAUGAAAUUCGGUCCUCUGCCAUAAGAAUUCUUUCUUGCAUUCUAGAAGACCAUGGUCCAUCUUCUGUUCCAAUUUCUCAAGGUUGGUUAGCUCUUCUGCUGAAUGAUAUCCUGGUCUCCAGCAAGCCAUCAUCUGUUAAAGAAGGCAUCGACAAAGUCAAGACUCAGAUAGACCAGUCUAACAUUCUUUCAGCUGGACAGACUACUAAUCAAUUAGCAGUUGCUGUCGUUAAUAUGGCUGGAAAUUGGUUAACCGGUUCUGUUGAUACAUUCCCCCUGGCAGAUCUUCUUUCUCUUGAUCCUUUUGCUGGACCAUUUAAAAAUCUGAAGAAAGAUAAUCCUCCAAAGUUAGAUGUUGCAGAUUCUGCAUUGGCAACCCUCAAAGGGAUCAAAGCACUGACUGAAAUUUGUGCCGAAGAUUCUUUAUUGCAGGAUAAGAUUACCGAUCUAGGGUUCUUAUGUUUGCUAAGACGCUAUCUGUUACGUGAUGAUUAUGAGAAACUGGCUGCAAUAGAGGCUUAUGAUGCAUCUAGAGCGCCUGAAGCACAAGAAAGGGUUUCAAGUACUGAAGGUGAGGUGUCAUCUUCAAAUGCAAACACUCCAUCAAGUGUCCGAGUGCCACCUACUGCUCACAUUCGGAGGCAUGCAGCUCGACUGUUAGCUAUUCUUUCACUCCUUCCAAAAGUUCAGAAAGUCAUUGCAGCUGAUGAAACUUGGUGUAACUGGCUUGAGGAUUGUGCUGAUGGGAAGAUAUCAAGCAUCAAUGACCUUAAGAUACGAAGUUAUGCUAGGGCAAUUCUAUUAAAUGUAAUUUGCCAUCAGCAAAUUGGUAUUGACUCAGUAAAUAGUGGUCCUGAAAAUGGUAGCAGAGAUGGUACAAGCAUCUGUCCAAGUUAUGAUGACAUGAUAUUCUUAAUUAACCCUGAACGUCCCCAUUGGAAGUGUUGUGGAAAAGAUCAGUCCUCUGUUCAGAAAGAUAAGUCUAGUUCGAAUGAGGUUGGUUCCACAAACAGUGAUAGUACAGCCGUAACCCAAGUUUCAGAUGUUUCUGACUCAUCCAAAUCUUUUAAUGUAUCUAAUAAUGAUGCUGACUCUGAGAUUCCUCAAAUGGAUAUUGUAUUUGUACAUGGGCUACGUGGUGGACCUUAUAAAACUUGGCGCAUAGCUGAGGACAAAUCCUCAACUAAGUCUGGCCUGGUAGAGAAAAUUGAUGAAGAAGCAGGGAAGCUUGGGACCUUUUGGCCAGGUGAAUGGCUUUCGGCUGAUUUUCCUCAAGCUCGCUUGUUUUCCCUUAAGUACAAGACGAACCUAACACAGUGGUCUGGAGCUUCCCUGCCUCUUCAGGAAGUUAGUUCCAUGUUAUUGAAGAAGCUGGUUGCUGCUGGCAUUGGGAGUCGGCCUGUUGUAUUUGUGACCCACAGCCUGGGAGGUCUGGUGGUCAAGCAGAUGCUAUUUAAAGCAAAGGCAGAAAAUAUGGAUGACCUUGUGAACAACACUGUUGGAGUUGUGUUCUAUAGCUGUCCACAUUUUGGUAGCAAGCUUGCUGAUAUGCCCUGGCGAAUGGGCCUUGUGUUACGUCCGGCUCCAACUAUAGGAGAAUUGAGAAGUGGCUCUCCACGACUUGUGCAACUUAAUGACUUCCUUCGUCACCUUCAUAAGAAACAGAUGCUCCAAGUCCUUAGUUUCUGCGAGACCAAGGUCACUCCAAUAGUUGAAGGUUAUGGAGGAUGGGCGUUCCGUAUGGAAAUUGUGCCAAUUGAAUCAGCCUACCCCGGAUUUGGUGAACUCGUUGUAUUAGAAUCAACAGAUCAUAUAAAUUCAUGCAAACCACUCAGCCGAUCUGAUCCUUCAUACACAGAAACAUUAGAAUUCUUGCGUAAACUGAAAGCUCAGUAUACAUGAAGAGAAGUUUAGUAUUAUACUCGGCAUUUGGCAUCAUUUGUUUCACUUUAUUUUUUAUUUUCUCUCUGAAUUGAUGGUUUUAUAUUUGAUUUUUUUUAUGGGAAGCUGGCGGAAUUGAAGUUUUACGGUUAGGAGUGGAUCAGGUAACUAACCAUUAGGUAAAAGUUAGAACCUCCCAGUAUAUACUUUCAUAUGCUCAAACAUUUGUAUAGCAUCUUUCUGUACAUCAUCUCUGUUUAUCCUCUACACUGUAUUUCAGCUUCCUUCAUUUAUUUGUUUGUAUCUGUAGGAAAUAGAAACCCAUACAAUGAAUGGGUUCUCUAAAUACACUGUAUACACAUUUACGAAUAAAAGAAAAUACAAUGACAAAAAAAAAAAAUUAGACCAAUAAA
This is a messenger RNA of Gossypium arboreum, 4182 nucleotides long. RefSeq lists its product as uncharacterized. The transcript has 10 exons. The record is from RefSeq and is a predicted model, not a curated record. Bases 140 to 3790 code for a protein of 1216 amino acids. NCBI's taxonomy places the organism in Eukaryota, Viridiplantae, Streptophyta, Magnoliopsida, Malvales, Malvaceae.